Messenger RNA from Nothoprocta perdicaria, 1260 nucleotides. RefSeq names its product poly(rC) binding protein 4 (gene PCBP4). The record is from RefSeq and is a predicted model, not a curated record. Gene Ontology annotation, cellular component: nucleus; cytoplasm. The coding region runs from base 1 to 1215 and encodes 404 amino acids. Gene Ontology annotation, molecular function: mRNA binding. The transcript has 11 exons. Gene Ontology annotation, biological process: negative regulation of mRNA splicing, via spliceosome. NCBI's taxonomy places the organism in Eukaryota, Metazoa, Chordata, Aves, Tinamiformes, Tinamidae.
AUGGGGGGCACUGCAGAACGGGGCUUAAACAGGGGUGAGUGCGGGCGCUGCCGGGUCCCGCCGCCACAGCGGCUCCGGCGCCUCACCCGCCRCCCCCUGCUCUUCCCACAGAAAGGAGAGACCGUUAAGCGGAUACGGGAGCAGAGCAGCGCCCGCAUCACCAUCUCGGAGGGCUCCUGCCCCGAGCGCAUCACCACCAUCACCGGCUCCACCGACGCCGUCUUCCGCGCCGUCUCCAUGAUCGCCUUCAAGCUGGAGGAGGACCUGGGGGACGGCGGCGCGCCGGGCCGGGCGCCGGUGACGCUGCGCCUCGUCAUCCCCGCCAGCCAGUGCGGCUCGCUCAUCGGCAAGGCGGGCGCCAAGAUCCGCGAGAUCCGCGAGAGCACCGGGGCGCAGGUGCAGGUGGCCGGCGACCUGCUGCCCAACUCCACGGAGCGGGCGGUCACCGUGUCGGGCGGCCCCGACACCAUCGUGCAGUGCGUGCGGCAGAUCUGCGCCGUCAUCCUGGAGUCGCCUCCGAAGGGGGCCACCAUUCCCUAUCACCCYGGCCUCUCCCUGGGCACCAUCCUGCUCUCUGCCAACCAGGGCUUCUCCAUGCACGGCCAGUACGGCAGCGUCUCUCCCGCGGAGGUGACAAAGCUGCAGCAGCUGUCGGGACACACGCUGCCCUUCGCGCCCCUGGCGCCGCCGGCCUCCGUGGUGCCAGGGCUGGACRGCAGCUCCCAGAGCAGCUCCCAGGAGUUCCUGGUGCCCAACGACCUCGUCGGCUGCAUCAUCGGCCGCCACGGCAGCAAGAUCAGCGAGAUCCGGCARAUGUCGGGCGCCCACAUCAAGAUCGGCAACCAGACGGAGGGCUCCAGCGAGCGGCACGUCACCAUCACGGGCUCGCCCGUCAGCAUCACCCUGGCUCAGUACCUCAUCACCGCCUGCUUAGAGACGGCCAAAUCUACCUCGCCGGUGCCGCCGGGCGCCGGCUCCGUGGACCUCAGCAUGGGCUUCCCGCAGGCGCUGCCGCCCGUCGCGGCGCCGCCGGCGCUCCUGGGCGCGCCCUACGCCAUCUCCCUCUCCAACUUCAUCGGCAUCAAGCCCGUCUCCUUCCUGGCGCUGCCGCCGUCCUCCGCCGCGGCGCCCAACGGCACCGCCGCCUACACGACCAAGAUCUCGGCGGCCAACGGCGCCAAGAAAGGCGAGCGGCAGAAGUUCUCGCCCUACUGAGCCCCUCGGACGGGGGGUGAAGGAGCCCGGGGGGCCCUCCAGGGA